UUUGUGUUUAUUCUUCUUUUUGUUCGAACAUCCUGGUUCUUGUUUUCAUGGAGUUGUCUCCGUUUGUGAUUUCGUUGGUGAAGAAAGGAGAAAGAGGGUAUGGUGGUUGUGACAGCAAGUGGUCAGAGAAAGCAGAAGAGGAAAGCACAUGGUGGUUAUGCAAUCGACGAUCGAGAGCCGGUGAAUGGACAAAGGUAUCAUGGAGUAUAACUCUUCAUCAACAAUCUUCCCUGGCCGCAAACAACACCCUCCCAUGUCCCCUGAACAUAACCGUCCUCCGCGUGGUGAGCGGCGGGCGGCGGCCGUCGUUCGACUCGGGAACAAAGUGCCACUACAUCCUGCAAGCCCUCCACCUCCUCCAGGCCGACUACCUCCGUCGCAGCAGCCUCUUCGUUCCGCCGCUAAACACCUCGGAGUCCUGCUGGAACACCUUUCAGUCCUUCAUCAACGAGGCCGACCCCAGCAUCUCCGACAUCCGCUCCUCCUGCGGCUUCAGAACCGAGUGGAUCUCCCAGGGCUGCAUGAACAUCACCACAAAACAACAAUUCGAAGACAUUGUUCCCCGCAACGCUAUCCAACCCGUCCAAGAUGACUGCAACCAACCCCUCGAGAACAACGCCCCCUGCGCCCUCUGCACCACCAAGCUCUCCAGCAUGCUUUCCUACUUAACCGGAACAACCCAAGGUAACGUCACCGACUGCAGAGCCUAUACUCAAAUCUACGCCGCUUCUCUCUCUGAUCAGUACGGUGUCACCGAUCCCGGUACCUCCAAGUGCCUCUUCGGUCUCGAUUUUUCCUCUUCCGGCUCCGGUGGUAAGCGACGAAGAACUAUUGUUAUUGCGGUUGUUUCCGUUUUCUGUGUGGUUUCUUUGUCUGUGUUUGCUUCCCUUUGGGCUUAUUUAAGAUUCAAGAAGAGGCUAGAGGUUGAGAAAAGGAAGGGUGCUGGAAUAUCUGAGUUAGGUUUGGGUUCUGGCUUGGAUUCAAUUAACCAGAGUACCACUUUGAUUAGGUUCAGUUUUGAUGAAAUUAAAAAGGCUACCAGGAACUUCUCCAGGGAUAACAUUAUUGGAAGUGGGGGUUAUGGGAAUGUUUAUAAAGGGAUGUUAUUGGAUGGUAGCCAAGUUGCUUUUAAAAGGUUUAAGAAUUGUUCUGUUGCUGGGGAUGCUAGCUUCACUCACGAGGUUGAGGUUAUUGCGAGUGUGAGGCAUGUGAAUCUUGUUACCCUAAGAGGCUAUUGUACUGCUACGACCAAUUUGGAAGGUCACCAGAGGAUUAUUGUCACUGAUUUGAUGGAAAACGGGAGUCUUUAUGAUCAUUUAUUCGGUUCUGCUAAGAAGAAUCUCACUUGGCCAAUUCGUCAAAAGAUUGCUCUAGGGACCGCUAGGGGGUUGGCUUAUUUGCACUAUGGAGCUCAACCUUCCAUCAUCCAUAGGGAUAUUAAGGCUAGUAACAUUCUUCUGGACCACAAUUUUGAAGCCAAGGUUGCGGAUUUCGGGUUGGCAAAGUUCAACCCUGAGGGGAUGACUCACAUGAGUACUAGAGUGGCUGGGACUAUGGGAUAUGUUGCUCCUGAGUAUGCUUUGUAUGGACAAUUGACAGAGAGGAGUGAUGUGUUCAGCUUCGGUGUUGUGCUUCUUGAGCUCCUGAGUGGGAGAAAGGCACUUCAAACCGAUGAUGAUGGCCAACCCGCCGCACUCACUGACUUUGCUUGGUCGUUGGUUAGGAAUGGUAGUGCUUUGGAUGUUGUUGAAGAUGGUAUUCCAGAACCUGGUCCACCAGAAGUUCUUGAGAAGUAUGUGUUGGUUGCUGUAUUGUGUUCUCAUCCUCAGCUAUAUGCUAGGCCUACAAUGGAUCAGGUUGUUAAGAUGCUUGAGACUGAUGAAUCUGUGCCCUCUUUGAUGGAAAGGCCAAUUCCUUUUAUUGCUGGGAGGCUUGAUAUUGAGAAAUCUGCUCUGAGUAACUCGGGUCAGCUCUGUAGUCCUACUGGUUAUCAAGCAUAUACAUUACAAGCUCGACGCAAAUCUAAUACUAAGGAGGAAGAAGAAGAAGGAAGUUCGGUGGCUGAGACUGUGACCACGGAUUGAAAUUGGGGAAAUUGUAUUGUUUUUCCACUGGCUGGUGUAGGCAUGAUUUUUUUAUACAUUCAGAUUUUAGAUUGUAUUUGUAUUUUUUUUUUUAAAGAUUGUGUUGUAAAGGGAAAAAAGGUGUACACAAUUUGAUUCUUUUUAGAGUUUAUAAAGGAAUAUGGACAAUGCCUUCCUCUUGCUCU
Molecule: messenger RNA, 2269 nt
Organism: Glycine soja
Lineage: Eukaryota; Viridiplantae; Streptophyta; Magnoliopsida; Fabales; Fabaceae
Product: probable LRR receptor-like serine/threonine-protein kinase RKF3
Exons: 3
Coding region: 48-2084 (678 amino acids)
Biological process (GO): protein phosphorylation
Molecular function (GO): protein kinase activity; ATP binding
Source: RefSeq, a predicted model, not a curated record